AUGUUUUCUCGCCGUGUGCCCCAUGUCAUCCGCUGGAGUCUCCGGGCUCCACGCUCUAGCUCCCUUGCCCCGAAACCCCGCACCAAUCAAGCUAUCGUGCUCCGCCGCAACGCCCCGGAGCUGAGCCGAUCAUUUUAUGCCUCCGCGACCAGAGCUAAGGGCCUGCAGCCUGAUACUGAGGAUCCCCGUCCCCCAACAAACGCUACAUCUGUCGCUGGUGCUGCAUCACACGUUACUGAGCCUUCUCCUUUGACUACCGAGGAAUACCAUGACUACUCUGAGCACUACUUCAAUGUGUUGAUUGCCGAGCUUGAGAAGAUGCAGGAAGAACAAGGUUCUGAUAUUGAAGCUGAGUACAGCGCUGGCGUUCUUAACAUUACUGUCCCCUCUAUCGGAACCUACGUCCUCAACAAGCAACCUCCCAACAAGCAGAUCUGGCUCAGCUCUCCAAUCUCCGGCCCUAAGCGAUAUGACUGGAUCCUCGAGGGCGACCGCAUGCAUGAGAAGCAGGAUACCCGCGAGUUCGCGCAUGGACAGUGGGUUUACCUGCGUGAUGGCAGCAACCUCACCGAGUUGCUUAACUCUGAGAUGAAGCUGGCUCUGCCCAAGGAUAUUUAUGGCGUCCUGCUGGAUGAUUAG
Penicillium malachiteum is the source of this 639-nucleotide messenger RNA. RefSeq names its product frataxin family protein. Bases 1 to 639 code for a protein of 212 amino acids. The record is from RefSeq and is a predicted model, not a curated record. Gene Ontology annotation, biological process: iron incorporation into metallo-sulfur cluster; intracellular iron ion homeostasis. Gene Ontology annotation, molecular function: iron chaperone activity; ferrous iron binding; ferric iron binding. NCBI's taxonomy places the organism in Eukaryota, Fungi, Ascomycota, Eurotiomycetes, Eurotiales, Aspergillaceae. The transcript has 2 exons. Gene Ontology annotation, cellular component: mitochondrion.